AUGAAGCUUUAUUACUCUCCUGCUUCACCAUACGCUCGUAAAGUACUCAUCGUCGCUCAUGAACUGGGAAUUCGUGACCAACUCGAGGUCGUAACCGUUUCCGUCAACCCAAAGGGUGGACCAGACACGCCUGUUGUAUCUGCCUCCAAUCCGCUGGGCAAGAUUCCCACUCUUGUCCUAAAAGAUGGUACCGCUCUAUACGAUAGUCGCGUGAUUUGUGAGUACCUCGAUUCUAUCGCCGGCGGAAAUCUUUUCCCGAGAGAGCAUGCGCCCCCAAGAUGGGUGGCAUUGCGGCGACUCGCUUUGGGUGACGGGAUCGUCGAUGCUGCGUUGUCGGCCGUGUACGAAAGUAGGGAAACCAUUCGGCCAGUUGAGAAACAGUAUCAGGGUUGGAUCGAUGCACAAUGGGCAAAAGUCGUACGAGCUUUGGAUGCACUUGAAGAAGAGGCAGAUACGCUAGCCAACGGUCAAGACGCAACUAUAGGAGAGCUGGCUGUCGCCACUGCGCUCGGGUACUUGGACUUUAGAUUUGCAGCAAAAAACUGGGCGAGUUCUCGACCAAAAUUGGCCAAGUGGUAUAAUGAGCAGUUCCUUCACAGGGCAUCUUUCGUGAGCUCCCAGCCUCCAAGCAGUUGA
Messenger RNA from Spizellomyces punctatus DAOM BR117, 636 nucleotides. RefSeq lists its product as uncharacterized. The transcript has a single exon. The record is from RefSeq and is a predicted model, not a curated record. The coding region runs from base 1 to 636 and encodes 211 amino acids. Lineage: Eukaryota; Fungi; Chytridiomycota; Chytridiomycetes; Spizellomycetales; Spizellomycetaceae. Gene Ontology annotation, cellular component: cytoplasm.